CGAGCUAAGCUCAACUAACAUACUCGUUACAGUAGAUAAUCCAUUUCCGCCAAAUGAGCUGACUGGAUCAGAAUCCUGUUCGUGGUAUGUAAGAAGUAUGUGGAUCCCACUGGUGAUAUCGGAGAUAUUGUUUUCUAUUAUGUCAGAAUAACACCUCAGCAAAUCUCCUACAAAGUACAAACGUUCAUCGUGGUUUCCUUACGGAUGGGAUGGCUGACUUCGACGCAACUUUGGAAGAUGUGCUUGCAGGCGCAGCCCAAGGUGGAGUAAAUGAUUCGACGGCUGUGAGUAUGUCGGAUUUAGUGAACUCGUUCAAAGACAUUUGGCGAAAUGAACGAUAUGCCCCAGAGUUGCUGCCAGAAAAAAUGUAUGUUGUUGACUGCCUUUUGGAUCAGAUCAAACAGAAGGAAGCGGACGCCUCUGCUCUGCAGCAAGGAGCUGCUGGAACGGUGGACCGUGAUGCAUGUACAUUGAUCAGACUGGAAUGCAGUCGCAUUCGGUUUAUGAUCUCCAAUUAUCUCCGCUGUCGAUUAGCGAAAAUUGAAGAUUUUUGCAUGUACCUCAAACAGUUACCUGCAAACGAGCAAAGUGUACGACUCAGUCGCCCUGAAAUGGUGUACUUGUACGGUCUGGUGGAAAAAAUCGAGGAGCACUUGAAGUCGUCGAUAGGCCUAUUUCUGCCUCCGGGUAUCGGUGUACUGGACGACAGAUCGGGAUGGUAUAAAACUCCGACACGGCCGAAAAUGGAUAUGUUUAUCAUUGCUAAGCCCAGGGAAGAGUUGGCACAGGUGCGCCUGGAUGAUCGCGUGCUGCCCGGAAGAGUUGAACACGAAGAUUUGCAAGCUGGAGGACAGUACUUACUCCGCUACACAUCUAUUAGGGACUAUAUUUUUACGGAUGAUGAGCAUAUCUUGAAAGCAAAAGCGAUCCUGAUGUAAAAUUUUCCUGCGGUUUUCCGUUUCCCUCAACCUUUCAUAUUCUAUUUCUACGUGUUUUUUUUACAAAUUUUUUAAGUUUUAUUCUACGCGGUGUUAUUCAUUUUCGGCUCCUACUUUUAACGUCCUCAUUAAUUUAUGUAAAUUCUACAUUGGUCUGUUUGUAUGCUUAUCAGCUUUGCUACUUCAUAAAAAAUAAGAACAUAGCUUUUAACAAGCCUGUGCCAACAAUAAUAAGAACAACCAUGUGGUCUGUUUUGUUAAUUUCUUCUGAUUGGCGUUCCGUAAAAUA
Paramacrobiotus metropolitanus is the source of this 1227-nucleotide messenger RNA. RefSeq names its product DNA replication complex GINS protein SLD5-like. The transcript is spliced from 2 exons. Lineage: Eukaryota; Metazoa; Tardigrada; Eutardigrada; Parachela; Macrobiotidae. The record is from RefSeq and is a predicted model, not a curated record. The coding region runs from base 210 to 938 and encodes 242 amino acids. Gene Ontology annotation, cellular component: GINS complex. Gene Ontology annotation, biological process: DNA-templated DNA replication; double-strand break repair via break-induced replication.